Messenger RNA from Zootoca vivipara (common lizard), 948 nucleotides. The record is from RefSeq and is a predicted model, not a curated record. Lineage: Eukaryota; Metazoa; Chordata; Lepidosauria; Squamata; Lacertidae.
AUGGAACUCAAGGCUGGAGACAACUUGCCUAUCAAUUUCAACCUGAAGUGCAACAACCAAGAAGUGCUGGAUCAGAUCCAAAGUUCCACCUAUAUGCUAGCGGCUACUGCUCUGGAACGGAUCCCGGUCGCAAAACAAGCCUGCACAACACAAAACACUGGAGGAGAGGAGCUGCUCUGUGCCAUGAUUGAGGGUGUGACAGCUUAUGCUCAGACAGAGCCUGAGAAUGGACAGCCCAGUAGCAUGGAGGCCAUGGAAAGUGUGGAAUACAUUGAAACAAAAAAAGGUAAAAUCAAGUUGUUUGAGCUCAAAAAGGAGGAGCCGCAGCCCCCAACAGAAAUAAAGACACCCUGUGACCCAGAGCCAGCCCCUGAGAGUGGGGGGCUGGAACCAGAGCCUAAACCUGAGGAGGAGACAGAUGGCAACAACAUGUCCUCCAUUAUCUGUGAGAUUCCAAAGGAAUCUGAAAAGAGGAGGAGGAGGAAAAUGAGGUGUGUGAUGGAUGCAGAUGGAAUGCUGGAAAUGUUCCAUUGUCCCUAUGAAGGAUGCACCCAGCUCUAUGUAGCACUUAGUAGUUGCCAGAGCCAUGUUAACCUUGUUCACCAAAAAGGAAAGACGAAGGUGUGUCCCCACCCAGGUUGUGGCAAGAAGUUCUACCUGCCCAACCAUCUCCGGAGGCACGUGAUAAAUCACUCAGGAGUCCGUGAAUUUACCUGUGAGACCUGUGGGAAAUCCUUCAAGCGGAAGAACCACCUGGAAGUCCAUUGUCGAACACACACACCCCUGAGGUGUGAGAUCUGUGGAUACCAAUGCUGGCAGCAAUCUUCUCUCAACUGGCACAUGAAGAAGCAUACCUCAGAAGCCCAGUACAGCUUUGCUUGUGGGCACUGUGGAAAGCACUUUGAGAAAUUGGAGUUCCACAAGCUAAAGAGCCACAAAGCUGCCUGA